Molecule: messenger RNA, 688 nt
Organism: Aspergillus ibericus CBS 121593
Lineage: Eukaryota; Fungi; Ascomycota; Eurotiomycetes; Eurotiales; Aspergillaceae
Product: DUF4202 domain-containing protein
Exons: 1
Coding region: 107-688 (193 amino acids)
Source: RefSeq, a predicted model, not a curated record
AACUUCUACCAACACCCUACAUACAACAACCUAUAUAUAACCACCUAAUCCCCUCCACAAUCAACAUACCCUUCAACCUACCCACCCUCACCAAGAAGACAUUAAAAUGGACCCCCUCACCACAGCCCUCCACAAAAUCGACACCCUCCACUCCCUCGACCCCACCAAAACCCCCAUCACCAACACCCCCUACGAACUGCACUACGCCCAAAAAAUGACCACCUACCUCUACAAACACACGCCCACGCCCUCGCCCGUCCUCCAACUCGCCAUCCGCGCCCAACACCUCAAACGCUGGGAAGUGCCGCGCGCGUCCUACCCAGCCGGCAAAGCCGGGUACUACGCCUGGCGAAGCGGGCUCGGGCGCCGCCAGGCCGAAAUCGCAGUGCAAGUGUGUUUGGAGAGUGGGAUUGGGGCGGCGGAGGCGGAGCGCGUGGGCGCGUUGAUUCGGAAAGAGGGGUUGAGGGGAGGCGAGGAUGCAGAGGCGCAGGUGUUGGAGGAUGUGGCGUGUUUGGUGUUUUUGGAUGAUCAGUUGGAGGGGUUUGAGGGGGCGUGGGAGGAGGAGAAGGUCGUGGGGAUUUUGAGGAAGACGUGGGGGAAGAUGUCGGAGCGGGGGAGGGAGUUGGCGUUGGGGAUGGAGAUGGGGGGGAGGGCGAGGGAGUUGGUUGGGUUGGCGUUGGGGAAUUGA